GGAACGGGCCUGGCCGGGGCCGUCGUGCUGCUGGGGGCGAUCGUCGCCCUCCUGCCCAGCGCCCGGGCCCAGCCGGGUAUCGGUCAUCAGCAGAUCAACCUUGCUGCUUCUACAGGAUCUUUUCCUAAUUGGAGAUCUAUACUAUCACCAACACGGCCUUCCACAGAAACGAAGACUUCCUCAAUAGCUGAUAUUUCUAUGGGACAGACUUUGGAGAAUGCAAACUUGCUUCAGAUGAUAAAAACAACACUGACUGGCACACGUACUAGAACCUCGGAUCAAACUCAUCUGUCGCCCACUCUUUAUCAAGGCAGUGGAAACAGUGCAUCCCAGGAACCCGCUGAAGUUUCAGCUGAGUCGCCUCUGAGGUCAUCAUCUCAAGAUGCAGAUGAAACAGCUGCUGUAUCAGUGUUAUCUGGAGUAUCUUCUGGUGCAAUACCUACAGUAGGAACUUCAGAAGCAAAACCACUAACAAGAAAAUCAUCUCCAGCUUCACCAGUGCCAGCUUCUUCCUUCCUUUCUCUAGGCACUGAAAACACACCUUUGCCAUCUGUGAUGGCUUUAAGCACACCAGUACUGACAUUAACAAAAAAUAACACUGCCACAAAAUUGACAUCAGAUCUAAGCUUAGUAGGAACACAUACAGAUUUUCCUUUUGCAACAAGAAACACAACUGCAUUGCCUGCGGAGGUGACAGCUAUGUUCAUAACCCCUAAAAGCAGCACGGUCACCGCUUUCACACUCGCACCCACAGCACACGUACCAAGGCAGAUAGAAACAACAGUAACAGACACCCAGAAGUUCCCAAGCUCAGAAAUCACCAAAACGUCAACCCCAUAUCCACUGACAAUUACAGCAGCUUUGACAUCUAUUACAGCAUCAGCGAAAACAACUAGGCUUCCCCCUACUCCCGUGGAAAACAUCUCUGCUCCUCCUGAAACCACGGCAGCAGCCGCUUUCGCUAACAUGACAGCAGCUCCUCCCCUGGAUUGCCGGCUCUCCAGCAACCUUAUGGUUAAAACAGUUCUGUUUCUGAACACAAGGAGGAUGCUGAUCAGUAAUGCCUUCAAGGAGAGUGUGAGAAAAGGACUCAACCAAGUGCUGAGACAAGCUUUCAACCAAAAUGUCAGUGCUCAGGUUGAAAUCCUCGAGCAAUCCAGUAACCUAACAAUUGGUUACUACGUUACGCGGGGCAGGAUGGUUUUUAUGCCAUCGGCUGUAAUUGAAAGGCUUCUUGCCUACGGGAUUAGCAACGCCACAGCGGAUAUAAAACAGCACGUCCCACAUCUCCAGUCUGUGGUGGCCCUGGCCUUGCCGUGGAAGCCCCUUCCUGCCUACCACUUCCAGCUGAAAACAGAGCUGCAGUUUGUGGGUCAAACGGACAAUAUCCAGUCAUGCAAAUUUGUUCAGACCAUGGAGCAACGGUUACAGAGAGCAUUUCAGGAUGCUGAAAGAAAGGUCUUAAACACCAGCAACAACUUAACCGUUCAGAUUUUGAACACCUCCAAUGUCUCCCAAGCUGUCACUCUGUUUUAUGUAGUGAACAAUCAAAGCACAACUCUAAAUGGCACUAUUUCCAGCAACCUUCUCAAUCAGCUGUCAGCUGAGCUGGUGGGUUUCUAUCUAACCUACCCGCCUCUCACCAUUGCAGAAUCUUUGGAGUAUCCAAACCUCGAUGUCUCAGAGUCAACUAGAGACUACUGGGUGAUAACAGUUAUUCAAGGGGUCGAUAUUGCGUUACUGGGACUGAACAAUCAGAGCUUUGCAAGAUUAAUGGAGCAGCGUUUGGCCCCGCUGUUUAUGAUGUCCCAUCAGCAAGGAAGACGAUUCAAACGUGCCACUACUGUGGGCAGCUACACUGUGCAGAUGGUAAAAAUUCAACGUAUUCCAGGACCCAAGGAGCCGGCUGAACUGACAUACUAUACUUUAUACAAUGGGAAACCUUUGCUGGGAACUGCAGCUGCCAAAAUUUUGAGUACUGUUGACUCGCAGCGGAUGGCCUUGACGCUAGGUUAUGUUAUUCAAGUUCAAGCUGAUCCUGUGGUGAAGAACCCCCCGAACAACCUGUGGAUCAUUGCAGCGGUGCUGGCUCCCAUCGCUGUGGUUACAGUGAUCAUCAUCAUCAUCACAGCAGUUCUGUGCAGAAAGAACAAGAAUGACUUCAAACCAGACACCGUGAUGAACCUGCCUCAGAGAGCUAAACCAGUACAAGGCUUUGACUAUGCCAAGCAACACUUAGGUCAGCAAGGAGCUGAAGAUGAGGUUUUACCUGUAACUCAGGAGACUGUUGUACUCCCGCUUCCAGUUAGAGAUGCUCCUGCCUCCCAGGAGAGAGAAAUUACUCAGGAUGGGAGCACCAUCAAAACUGCCAAAUCCAAUGAAACGAGGAAGAGCCGGUCCCCGAGUCAGAAUGGCUCCAUCAUCAGCAACGGGUCGGGAAAGCCCAGCUCUGGCCGGAGCUCCCUCCAGAAAGUGAUGGCACCCCAAAAAGUGACAAAAGACGAAGGAAGGAAAAGAAACGUGCCCAUAAGUGAUGAAGAGGAAGGAGGCAUUCUCUUUGAUAACAUUGCCAAAUCUGCCAUUGACCCUUUCGACACCUCUUCUGGAUCGGUCCAGCUGAUAGCUAUCAAACCCGUGGCACUCCCUGCUGUUCAUGCUGCAUCAGACAGGAGCCAGGAAUCUGCUAUCAUUAAUGGAGAGGUGAACAAGGCUUUGAAACAGAAGUCUGAUAUAGAACAUUACCGCAACAAGCUGCGCUUGAAAGCCAAGAGGAAAGGGUACUAUGAUUUCCCACAGGUUGAUAACAACAAGGGUCUGACAGAGAGAAAAAGGAUGUAUGAAAAAAACCAGAAAGAAUUUGACCACAUUUUGGAUCCAGAUGCAGAUGUCUCGUCUCCAUUUGCUGAGCCUAAGAACAGGCAACCAAUGAAGAACUCGGUGUACAGAAGCAGGCAGUCUUUGAACAGUCCUAGCCCAGGAGAAACUGAGAUGGACCUUCUUGUGACUCGAGAAAGACCUAGACGUGGAAUCCGUAACAGUGGAUAUGACACUGAGCCUGAAAUUAUAGAAGAAACAAAUGUUGACCGUGUCAACGAGCCUCGGAAUUACACCAGGUCCCGUCAGGCCAAAGGCCACUCGGAGACCUCAACUUUAAGUUCUCAGCCCUCCAUUGACGAGGUUCGACAGCAGAUGCAUAUGCUCUUGGAAGAGGCUUUCAGCCUGGCCUCUGCAGGCCACGGAGGACAGAGCAGGCAGGAGGCAUACAGCUCAGCACCACACUUGCCCUACUCGGAGGUUGUGACCAGUGCUCCUGGUACCAUGACCCGUCCUAGAGGGGGGGUACAGUGGGUACCCACAUACAGACCAGAAAUGUAUCAGUACAGUUUACCAAGACCAGCUUACAGAUUUUCUCAGCUUCCUGAGAUGGUAAUGGGUUCUCCUCCUCCUCCGGUCCCUCCCAGAACAGGUCCUGUGGCUGUUGCCUCUCUCAGGAGGUCUACAUCAGAUAUUGGCAGCAAAGUGAGAAUACCUGAGUCCAGUGGGGCAGAUCAGGCCCAGCAUCAUGAUCAGGCAUCUUAUGCACCUGGUUCCAGAGCUCCGAUGUCUGUUGGUCCACUCGAUCAAUCAGCUUUUCACUCAGGAAAUACUGUACCAGCAGUGUUUGCCAUACCAGCAGCAAACCGACCUGGCUUCACAGGCUAUUUUAUCCCAACACCACCCACCGCAUACAGGAACCAAGCCUGGAUGCCCUACGCUGGAGAGAACGAAUUACCAGGGCAGUGGGCAGACUCAGUACCACUACCGGGAUACAUCGAGGCUUAUCCGAGGCCCCGCUACCAACACAAUUCUCCUUCGCGGCUGCCUCGCCAGUACAGCCAGCAGGCGAGCAUGCAUCCCAGCCUGGAACAAGCUCCUCUGUCCUCCACUGCAGCUUCUCAGCAGAGCCUGACAGAAAAUGACCCCUCUGACGCUCCUCUCACCAACAUUUCUACAGCUGCCCUUGUAAAGGCAAUAAGAGAAGAAGUUGCCAAACUGGCCAAGAAGCAAACAGAUAUGUUUGAGUUCCAGGUGUAAUAUCUUUUGUGCACAGCACUUGUAUCGUGCAACCUGGGGUAGCCAAGAAAGUGACUCCUCUAAUUUUCAGUUACAAACUUGCUGUGGAUUGUGCCUAAGCGAUGGCAUUUUUCUCUAUCUGAAAAGUCAACCCUAUGAAAUGACUUAAAGUAGAGCAACAGGGCUCUGAAGAUACACAAUUCUGCUUGCCAGCUAAGGAGAUGCUGCCAAGUAACUGUUUAAUAUGGAUAAGAUUGAUCAUAAGCAACUGUUUGCCAGUGAGCUCUCGUACUGUGACCCAUCAUCACCAGAGAUGCUGCUGAACGUGUCCGCGCCACACGAUGUUUCAUUUGCAGGCCUGAAGGUUGAGCUGCUGAAAAUAGCUUCUGCAUAUCAAAACUUUGAUUAAAGAAGAAAAUACAGUAGAACAUGGUUAGCUGAAGGCCAUGGUAGAUGUGGCGGUGACCACGUUGAUUGUUUGCUGCAGGGCAUUGCAUAAGAGAUGUUGAUUUCAGCAAUGCAGAGUCAUUCAGCCUUUUCAUUCUAGAGACUGUAUUCAAAGCAAAAGAAUUCGAGAUGAGUAAGUAAUACAAAUAAAUGUCCUGUAAAUAGCCCCGAUUCUCCUCAUCCUAUUAACCAGUACAAAAAGUGAAAGACGAGAAGACUGUGAAGAAGGUUAAUGAUAUUUUGAUAAUUGGUGGCUACCUUAUCCCUGAAUGCCACUGAUGAGUUAUGGAGGAGAUUUUUUUCAGCACGAGAGAAUAUAACGCACGAAAAGCCAACAAAGGAUAUUGGUGCUAGAAGAUUCCACGAGAAAUGAGAAAAGGUUAUUCGUGUUUGCUCUAUAUUCAGGCUUUUCAUUCUGAAUGCAUGUGAAGCUGGUAAACCUGAGACCUUUGAGCAAGUCUUUCCAGCCUGGAAUAAUGAAUACACCUGCUUGGACAAGAAAACCUCUGUUUCAUACAGUGCUUUUUUCUCUUUCUUAAACAAUGAUAUCUAUGAAAGUGAUGCCAGAAAGUGCUACCUGAAGCUGCAGUUGAUUUUGAUUACACUGGAACAGUGAAUGCACACCCAGAAAGUUUUGAAUGUAGAGGACCUGAUUAUUAUAUUAACAUGUAAAUAAGUGAACUAUUACAUGAAUUAACAAAAAUACUAAUGUUCUGUGAAAAAGCGAGCAUUUCCAGAAAUUAUGCUGACUUUAUAUUGUGCAAGAUAAAGGUGACUAAUUGUUAAACUGCAUUGUUGUAUGAAUUCAAUCCCAAAAGAAAAUCAAACCAUUUGAAUGGGACAAUAGUUCAUCUUUUGCAGUUGUACAAAACAGUUGGAGAUCAUGAACAAUUGUUUUCAGUUCCUUUGGCAAUUAGCUUUGGGAACCGAAGUUGCAAAAUUUAUUGUUGGGCAUGUUUGGUGUCAACUGGAGUUAAAGGUAAUGUCCUUCAUUUCGUAAGUUAUUUAGUUAUCCUCAAUUGCUUAUGCUAUUUUGUCUGAUCAUUUCAUUUCUCUGAGUUCUUUGGUCUUUACUGAAGUGAGAAAGGGAACUUAGUUUAGCUUUUUGGCCAUCAGUAAAAUGAGAGGAGGAGAGACGAGACUAGAAUAGGGGAUAGAAGAAAUUGAUGAAGCACAAACUUUUAAAGCAGAGCUAUUUUUUCCCAAAAUAACUAUAUUAUAAACCCUGACUGAGAUUGUGAAAUGUAGUUAUCCUAGAAUAUACAGAUAUCUUCUGCUCCAAUACCUUAAAUAUUGCAGAAGCUUUUGGAAUGCUAAUAUUUAAACAAAUGUGAAAUUUCAUUUUUAUUAUUUAAAAAUCAACUAUAAAUAAAAUGUAUUUUUGUAAUUUCUAUGUAUAUAUAUGCUGUAUAUUUAUAUGUGACUAGUCUGCUAUAGUCAGAAAAUUUCCAUAAACCAAGUGAAAAAAAAAAAAAAAAAAGAAAAAAAACCCCAACCUAGUAAUUUUAAUGAUCAAUAUAAACAUGCUAUGUCUGGAGUACACAAAUAUACAUUUGGGUGACUUGGAUACUAUAUAACCAAAGAAACUCAAUCUUUCAUAUAAAUAUAAGUCUCGCAAAGAGAGACUGCUGUGUUGGUUACCUGUCAGCUAAUUAAUACUGAUCUUAUCAGUGUGAUACAAUACAUCCAAAUGUCUUUUUGUGUUGAAUUAAUAGCUGCCUAAGAACAUCACACUUAAAAAUAACAACUUAAAAAUACUGGGCCAAACUCAGCAUGCCAUAAAAAGACUAGUUCUGAUUGGUUUCAGUGGGAACUUGCUGAUAGCAAGGCUGAGUUUCUUCUCUAUUAAGAUUCAUCUAUACCUGCAAGUUUCAGUAGGAUCACUAAAUAUUCUGCUUAUUCUUCAACCAUUUAAAUCACCCUAACAUAGAUGCAGAUGUAAUUUAAGAGUGGUUUAUUUUUUUUCAGCCCAAGCUGGUUCAUAAUUGGCUUAAGUGAAUUGGUAAGUGAAAUCCACACUAAAUUCUGUCAGCCACAUUUUGCAUCAGCUUUAUUACCUGAGUUUAAAAAUUAUUCUUCUAUUUAAGCCCAGUAAAAUUUUGGAAAUACAUAGGCCCUUCUAUACAAUGGGAGUGAAAUGUGCUGUGAAAUAAAUUUCUGUAUCUUAGAGUCCAGUUUUGCAGAGUUAUCCAGAAGCUGCAAGUAUGGAGCCAGCAGCAGUCACGUGGAUGGGAAUGCUGAAGCCAAACAGCUGGAAAAGGUCAUGUUAUGAUAUACUCCUGAAAGAGUCAGAGGUGGUAGGAUGCACCAGAUUUAAACAGCAUCUUUGGGACGCUUAGCUCUGUUUGUUAAUCUGCACCUGUUCAUAAAUUUAAUCAAUUCAGUAGAUCUGUCAAAAAUAUGUGAGGGUAAAGCCUCCAUAUAUCUUAUAUAAUAAAGCAUAUAUCUUGCCAUUCUGGAAAUUAAAAAGUUUGGAAGUUAUGAAAAUGUACAGGGUUUGAAUGCCUACAUGCAAACAAAAUGAACAAAUAGAAAAACACCAAAUAAAAACAUUUAAAUAGUCUUCUAGAAAGAAAACCCAUUUCUGUAAAGUUAAACGAAGUACUCUUCCUACUACUGAGGAAGACCUAUUAGAUUUUCAAAAUUAAUUUUGUUUGGUAUUGUAUUGACAAUGUGCAGUCUACUGAAUAUUCCUUCAACCAUCACUCUGAAACCAUUGUGGUCCACUUUUUUCACAAAGACAUUUUACAUUCUUCCUUCAUAAUGGCUUUUUAUCUUGUUUGUAAUAUGUUUCUGUAUUUUUUUUUAAGUACAAAGUCAGAUUAUAUCAAGACAGUAAGGACAUUCCUGGGAAAGAAAAACCAUGCUGUAAUAUUUAUACUGUCUGAGCACAAAGCAAUGAUAAAGUGAAAAUAUAGUGUACAAAGAAUUUGUAAUAUAAUAAACAUUUUGUAUGGCUACAAUUACAAUAUAGUUUUUCAAUAUUGAUUUCAAAGAAGAAAGUAUACCUGUUUAAAUUUAUAACCUCAUCAAAAUAUAUUCAUGCCAUUUUUACUGAUAAAAAGUUAGUCAUUAAGAUUUUUCUACUAAAUGCCCUGAUUUUCUUUAAAAUGAUGUUAAAUUUUUAGGUGAGAAUAUUGUUUUCUGUGUACAAAAAUGUUGCUGUUCUGACCACUAUUUGUCUUCAGAUUUGUAAAUCAUCAGUGGAAACAUCUGCAAAUGAAACACACGUAAAAAUUACUUCUCAGUCUGUGUGUCAUGACCACUGACAGUAGGAAUAGUAUGUGUGAUAUUUAUUAAUAUGAGUAGAACAGUAGCUUUAAGAGGAUAAGAGGAUAGUCUGACAGUUGUUUUUUGAGAAAAAUGUAUUAUCUGGAUUUGAGAGAAGCUCCAGCACUCAGUUUAGAAAUAUGAAUAAUCUUUUUAUCUAAUAAUAUCAUGGAUAGAACUUGAUAGAAGUGCAUGUAAAUCCUCUAUAUAGAAAUGGCGAAAAUUAUCAUAAGUAAUGAUAAUUUCUUUUUCAGACUAACUAAGGUGAGACAUGGAGGAAAGAAAAUGUAAAAUAGAAAUGCAAAGCAGGUGGAAAAAAGCAGCAUUGAAUUGAGUGGCAGAACUGAAGUGAGGCCCCUGCCUUGUUUAAGGGGUGACAGAACUAACUACAGGUUUUGUUAUACUUCAAGAUAUCUGGCUGUAAAGAAUGAAUUACAUUUUAAUGCACUUUUUUUAGUCCCACACUGCAAAUAGCUAGCAGUUAGCCCUUGUGAAAGUCUAAGGAGCUUGAAAGCAGAAAGUUUUCUGAGCUAGCAGGAGAAGUCACUUCAUUUUGCUGGCCUUGUUCAUCCUGUAUAUACAUCUGAGCAACUCCGAGCGCUGUGUCCAAGGAUGCUGUAAAUCAGUUACAGUCCUGACCUUGCAUUUCUUGCACGUAAACAAAUCUCAGUGGCUUCCCAUAGCUCAUUGAUAUGAAAUGGGAUAAGCAGAGAACAAGUGUGAGAUAAUGUGAGGGAUAUUAACAGGUCAGGAGAACCUUAAAAGGCUGGAAACUGUGGAUCUUGAGUUGCAUGUUAACACUCAUACCCACUAGAAAAUGGUUGUGUUUGGCAGCUUUCCUUGGCAAGAUGCAUUCCUUUCAUUGUCAAUGACCAAAAUGUAUAAAUUAAGGCUCAGUCCCAUCACAGGAGAGUGUAUCAAUUCAUGCUUCCACUUCUUUCUGUAAGCCAUAUGCUUUCUCUGUGUAGGCUCCACAUGAGAGUGGUAUAAUUAACGUGAGUGGUUUCCAGUUACUCAAGAGUAGUCUCUUGUAAUAAAACGCCAAGUUAUAUGGCACCUUAUAUAUGUUUUACUACAUCACUGCGGGGGGGAAAAAAGACAUGAUCAUACAGUACGUUAGUAUAUUAAUACCAUUAGCCCUUUUUUCUUUUUUUUUUUUUUUUAAAAAAAAGGGUUUUUGAAAAAGGGAAAGUUUGGAAUGCAAAGAUCAGGACUGCUCACUAGUCAGAGUGUGCAGGGCAACUGCUCAGUGUGCUGCUGGGGCUAAUGGAGCAGAUCUCUCCUCUCACCACUUAUUGCCCCUCCAUAAAAGGGUACAAGCACACAGGUUUUUUGAGUAAGACAGACAUUAAUUAAUAAUAAGUUAUAUGGGGUAAUAAGUAUAUGGGGCAAAUAACAUCUACUGAGUUCUCUGCGAACCAUUCCAGAUGCACGUUUUCAAAGCAGCGUUUGUUGAAAGAGAAAUGAAUCAACUCAAGUUUUUUACUAUAACGUUAUUUAGACAUAGCACUGUAGACUUUGUAAUGGUGCUAUAUGGAAUAAGUAUGUCAAAUGGUAACUUGCACUUUCUGUGCUGGACUUCCUUUUCAUGGGUUAAUUUUUGGCCAUAACUCCAGGACUGAGUAGGAUAUUUUAUUUUUUUCUUAUAAAAAUAUUUCAAAGUUCUAUUUUUCCAUUUUAAAAUGUAGGCAUGCAAAAUGAGGAUAAGAGUACAUUCAUUUAGAACGCUUUUUUUGAACUCUUGCCUUUCUCUUGUAAAUAAAUAAUGCAAAACUUGGUUCAUGGAAAUGAGAUUUAUAUAGGUCAGUAAAUUAAUUGGGUACUGACAUGCUCUUUAAAAGAAUGUUUCAAGAUGGCCAUGUCAGAAAGGCAAACCUGGUAAAUACUGCAGAAUCUCUACUGAGACUAACUGCAUCACGCAUCCGUCAUCAAAAAUGUUUUGGUGUGCCCAAUCAGUGAAAAGCAAUGAGAAAGCUGUGAAUCAGGGAAUUCCUGUUAUCCAGGAACAGGCUGUACACAAGACAUGGGAGAUGGGACAGGGAUUUCAGUGGGUGUCUGGGGUAGGUAGACUACCCUAUGUAACAUAUUUGCCCUCUGGGUUGCCCUUAGUUCCAACAGAUGUAAAAACUACAGCCACCAAAGUAGUGUGGCAGGAAGGUGGGUUUGGGUCCUGAUUUUUAAAACUAUUGAGAUGCCCCAAAAUAAUAUAAUAUUUCAUGUUUUUAAAAUCACCUUGGUACCAUUGAAAAUCCUUAGGGAUUUUCAAUAGAAGGUAUUCUAUAGAAUAGAAUAAUAGAAGGUAUCAUACUCCUAUAUAUAUCUAAAAAAUAUUUUUUGAAAACUAGUUCUUUCAUCCACCUAUUUGUCCCUAUUCAUUUGAGGUUCUUUAAGGUGCACAGAAGCAAUAAUGAGGAGUCAGUUCCCAGGGUUUUUCUUUUGUGAAGCUCAUGAAAGAUGAGAAAUGAGUUUUAAACAGUUAAAUGGUCAAAUUUACAGCAUAUGUCUAGAAAAUAAUUAGAAAUACUAUGAAGAAAUGUUCCAGGAAAUUAAUUUUUUUUUGCAAUUGUUAAAAAUAAUUCUUGUUUUAAGAAGUGCCUGACUUUUCAUGAAAUUUCCAUGCUCAAUUCAUUCCCAGUGAGCAGCUUGAUACUAUAUUACAUUCUGUAAAUAAUUUUUUAACUUUAUAAAUACAUAUUUACAUACUAGGCAAUAAUAGUCCAAAGGAUUGUAUAUUAUACAGGAAAAUGAUUCCACUGAGUACAGUAUUUAGAGAGGAGUUCAAUUCUUUUCAUCCAAAGUAUAUCCCUCAUCCCUGCAGCUCAAUGUGUUUCUAUGCUUUGAAACCCAGUGUUUGAACACCGUAACAUACAUGAGAUUUUAACUGAUGCCAGUGUAUCUGGCAAAGAGCACUGACUUUCGCAGCCCCCAGUGGGACCUUGUAAAGAGCGCCUGGGUAUAGGAUUAAUAUUUUAAACUAUUAAACUAGAAUUUUCUGGGUCCGUAAGUCUGGCUUUUUGCAAGGAAUCAGUGGCUGUUAGGUCCUGCAUCACCAGCAAACUUCGCCAAUAGAUACUCUGAGAUGUGAUACAGCAGCUUAUGCCAGGGAUUCACCAGGAUCUAGAAAGCGAGUGACUGUAUAGAAGAAUAGGUAGUAAACCUUUUAUUUCAGCAGUGUAUGGACACUAAGUAAUUAUGAAUUGAUUACUAUGGCAAGUCAAAGAGUCUUGAAGCUAAAUGCUUGGAAUCAAUUUCAUGUAUUUGGUUAGCUUUUGAUUUCUUCAUUUGUUAAAACAAUGCAGAAAUAGCAACAUUAACAGUGGAUUCUAUUCCAGAGUUAUAAACACAGGAUAUCCGAAUGUAAGUAAACCUGAGGUUUAUUCUUUGCCCUUGCCUGUAUCUACUAUUUUCAACACUGCAAGUAGGAAAAAAACCACUUUACUUCCCACCAAAUUAAUUUUAAUAUUUCUUUCUGUGGCAGAGACUGGGAAGGCUUUUUUCAUUUCACGUUGGUGUUGGGUUCUUCAAACUGUAUUGAAGGUCAUAUUUGAUAGAAAAAAUUACAGUGAAGCCAAACAUUUUGGAAAAUAAGAACCCAUCUUACUGAGGCUAGAAUUUUGGUUUAGAAUUUAGCAACCCAGCAGAAACAGCUCAGACCCAACAAAGGGUCUAUUCUGGGCAGUUCUCUGGGGCUUGUUAGAAAGGACAUGUGUACAGUGCAGGUAUUCUUGUGUUCUUCAACUUUUUAUUUUCAUAUAACGUCUUUCUUGCCAUAACUGUGCAUUCUGAAUUUGACUUUUAGAUUGGUGUACACAAAGAGGUGCACUCUUUAGCUCGCUGAUAUACUGCUGAUGUGAUAGAAGUAGUAACCAACAUAUGUGAUAUAAUUUUUAAUUAGCUAUGGCACUGCGUGGCUUUGGCCUAAUUUCUGCUUAGUGAUACUUUCAGAUGUCAUAUUAGUAUUAAGGUGACAUGAACAUAGAUAAUGUCUUCCAUUGAAGUUAUUGGCAAAACACCUGCUCACUUUAAGGAGAGCAGGGGUCAUCCAGUAUUCUCUCAGUGAAUUAACUAUCACAAUUAUCUUGAAAUUUUGCGAAGAUAGGAAGGAUGCUACCUAGUUACUGGUAGCUGGAAAUUAGGAGAUAAGAGGCCGGUUGUCCCAUCUUUGUAAUUUUGGAUUGGUCCUGAGCAAGGUGCUUAAUCUGAUUAUGGCUCAGUGUCGUGUCUGUAAAGCAGGAUGAAGGGACUGCCUCUCCUCACAUCCCUGGUGAGAGGUUGAAGCAAUUGAUAAUGUUAGAAAAACUAAAACCAUUUAGUACAAAGCAUUAUUUAUUAUUUCAUGGAGCUUGGUAAUUGUUCAAAACUGUAAAUUGCCUGUUGCUCUGGUAGCAUUUGAACAUACAUAAAUUUACAAGAAAAAAAAAAAACCCAAACCAAACCUCUUGAUGCUAUUUCAGGAUGUUCUAGGAAGCCUUUCCAGUAAUAGCUUCUACACUUUUUUACAGAGAUGUUAUACCAAUAAAUUGUCUCGCUUCCCAUGCAACAGAUCUCACUUUCUGAUGAAAUUAACUUUUCUUACGUCUUUGAAUUAUGGAAAGGACUAGCUCUGCAUGAUUACAAAUAUCCAUGUAUCUUUGUUGGUCACAGCUUGAUUCAACUAAACUGUAAUGACUGUGUCCGUGAAAAUAGCUCAAAAUUUAUAAGUGUUUCAGCUGUAAAUGGGAAAAUUAAUUUUCCGAAGUCAUAAGAGCUGCAAAAUUGAGAGUGAUUUGUAAAGUCAAGUUUAGGGAUUAAACUAAAAGAGGAAGAAAAUAAUUAAAAUUUUAUACUAUGCAAUCAGAAGGGAAAUCUCCAAGAACUGCUUCCUUUUGCAAUUACAAACAUGAAACUAUACUAAUGGUAGAAUUUUACAUAUCACUGAAAAGAAGGCAUUUAAAAUGUUCUGGGUCAUUACCAAAUGGCUGUGUUUUUACUCUGGACCAUAGGGUGAUUCUAGAAUGAAGCUUAUGAGUACAUAGAAUAGUUUCUUUCAUGUUAGUGGCUAUAGCUUAGUUGAAGUUGUACAUGUUUUUUCUUGGCAAUUUUGCACAUUAAAUAAAAUAUGUCUUAAAAUCUA
Molecule: messenger RNA, 12883 nt
Organism: Calidris pugnax (ruff)
Lineage: Eukaryota; Metazoa; Chordata; Aves; Charadriiformes; Scolopacidae
Product: KIAA1549-like ortholog
Exons: 21
Coding region: 199-4074 (1291 amino acids)
Source: RefSeq, a predicted model, not a curated record